Sclerotinia sclerotiorum 1980 UF-70 is the source of this 369-nucleotide messenger RNA. RefSeq lists its product with no specific name. Lineage: Eukaryota; Fungi; Ascomycota; Leotiomycetes; Helotiales; Sclerotiniaceae. The transcript has a single exon. The record is from RefSeq and is a predicted model, not a curated record. Bases 1 to 369 code for a protein of 122 amino acids.
AUGUUUGGGGUGGAAUUUUUGAAGAAUAGUUGUAGUGCUUGUGGAAUUGAUUUUGAGAAUUUACAGUUACCUGUUGAUGAGCUGUGGAGAGCGGGUGUAUUUUCGUCUUCUUCGGAUUUGAUAGGAUUGUUGCGGGGUUAUACGGAUGAGGAGUUGGGAAGUGAUGGGUUUAGGAAGGCUGUGGGGUUGCUGCCGCUGAGGAAGGAUAUUUUUGGUUGUGAUGAGGUGGAAGUACUGGGUUUGGGAGAUCGAAACAGGGUUUUGGAAUGGCCUGGGACUCAGGAACGUCGAAAUCAGGAAUUACCGGAUAAACAGAUUAUCUGCAGUGGUUUUACAGCCAAAGGAACUACCAAACGAUAUUGGGUCUGA